Miscanthus lutarioriparius is the source of this 3450-nucleotide messenger RNA. NCBI's taxonomy places the organism in Eukaryota, Viridiplantae, Streptophyta, Magnoliopsida, Poales, Poaceae. The record is from the annotation of a GenBank genome assembly.
AUGUGCUGCUACGUGGGCAAGGCCACCAAGAUCUUCAUGUGCCUGGUGGCGGCGCUCCUCGUCACGGGCCUCAUCCUCGGCUUCGGCCUGGCUCGCCACAGGGCCCAGCAGCAGCAGCCGGACUGCCGCUGGCCCGACUGCCAGCAGCAGCAGGGCCUCGCGUACGGCGGCGACCCGCUCCUCCCGGCCACCGCCACCACGCCACCCAACCCGCUCACGCAGCCGGCCGUAGCCGCGUUUCCCGGUGCCACCCCGGCGUCAUCGUCCUCGUCGUCCGCCGGCGCCGCCGCGCCGCCCACGGGCGUGCCGUACUUUGGGCCGCCUGGCCCGUUCGUCGUGGGCCUCGGCCCAGCCGCUCAUGCUAAGCAGAUAUCCGACAAGACAGAUUCAGCACACAUGCUUCCAAGCAGUAUGGACAUUAUUGACUUAAGUUCAGAUAGCGAGGAUGGGAUCAUUGACCUGUCUUCUGACAGUGAAGAAAACACUCCUUUUCUCCCUUACAGAGAAGAGGACGUGAACUAUGAUGAUCCUUUUCGCCUGUCUUUUUUUCCUCACAACACAGCACCUGACUGGAAUAGCAUGGAAGAAUUCGAUGAUUGGCGCGUGGUCGCAAAGAAAGAAUACGAUGACUGGUUUAGUACAAAUGCUUCAUCCUCUUAUAGCCCUGUUGAGGAUAUAUCAACCACUGAGGUGAACAAUAAGCUUCCACAAUCUUUCACCUACGGAAGCUUCGUUCCUCAAUCAUUUGCACCCAGCCAUUCAAGUUUAGGUGACAACAGGAUCAAGGAAGAGCCCUCUAUGACGUUUAGUGGUUUUCAAAGAUGCUCUGCCAGUGGAAACGGGAUACCUUCAUCUACAGUGCCAAUAGAUGAUAUCUUAGUAUAUGGAGGUCCACGUCAACAUCGGAUCUUCCCUCCGCCAAUGCCAUCUUCUGUUAAUGAUACAAAAGUUGAAAAUGAUGUAGAACAAAGGCUUUUCGGUUCUGAUGAGAGAGCUGUAUACAAAGAAGCCCUGAAGCAUAUCACUCACGAAACGAAGGAGGAAGAUCUGCCCAAAGGUGUUAUGUCAGUUUUACUGCUUAAGCAUCAGAAAAUAGCAUUGGCAUGGAUGCUUUCGAAGGAGAAUAGUUCACAUUGUCCAGGUGGAAUUUUGGCAGAUGAUCAGGGUCUUGGGAAGACAAUAUCAACGAUCGCCCUUAUACUGAAGGAGAUGGUUAAGCAGUCUAGGUUCAUGACUGCUGGUUCAUACAGUACAAAAUUUGUCCCAAACAGUGAUUACGACAAUGACGAUGAUGUUGUGAUUGUCAUGGCCAAGAAAGAACCAAAGGAUGAACCCUUGAAUGAGCUAGAUGAUUCUGCACGAUUGCAUGUUGCCAGCAGUCUUAAGCUCUGUGAUAGUAAGUCAAACACUGCUACUCAUAAAGCUGAACCUUAUGACAAUGACAAUGUUGUGAUUGUCAUGGCCAAGAAAGAACUGAAGGAUGAACCCUUGAAUGAGCUGGAUGAUUCUGCACGAUUGCAUGUUGCCAGCAGUCUUAAGCUCUGUGGUAGCAAGUCAAACACUGCUACUGAUAAAGCUGAACCUAAGAAGAAGACCAGAGUGAGGUACUCUGCAUCAAACUUGAGGUCCAAGACUAGACCAGCUGCAGGAACAUUGGUCGUGUGCCCUGCUAGUGUUCUUAGGCAGUGGGCUAAUGAGCUCUCUGUGAAGGUUAUGGAAGACAAUAAAUUGUCAGUCUUGGUUUAUCAUGGAAGUUCAAGGACUAAAGAUCCUAAUGAGUUGGCAACAUAUGAUGUUGUUGUCACCACGUACAUGACUGUGGCCAAUGAAGUACCUAAAGAAAACUCUAAUGAUGAGCAAAAGGACAGUGAAUUGGAUGGAAUAUGUCCAGAAGUUUCCAUCGGCAGCAAAAGAAAAAGGCAGAGCAAGCCAAAGAAGAAAAACAAACCUAUGAAUUUAGAAGGUGGCCCACUUGCCAGGGUACGAUGGUUCAGAGUUGUGCUUGAUGAAGCUCAAACAAUAAAAAACUACUGGACUCAAGUCUCUAGAGCUUGUUGUGGACUGAGGGCAGAAAGGAGAUGGUGCUUAUCAGGAACACCUAUACAAAAUAAAAUUGAUGAUCUGUAUAGCUAUUUCUGUUUCUUGAAAUAUGAACCUUACUCUAAAUUUAGUAAUUUCAAAAAUAUGAUCAAGCACCAAAUUACUAGAGAUUCAGUUCGUGGCUAUAAGAAACUUCAAGCUAUCUUGAGGAUAAUUCUACUGCGGCGCACAAAAGAAAUACUUAUAGAUGGAGAACCAAUCUUAAAGCUGCCACCAAAGACAAUUCAGCUGAGUAAAAUAGAUUUCACCCAAGAGGAGCGAGCUUUCUACUUGGCACUUGAAGAAGGCUCUCGGCAGAAGUUCAAGGCAUAUGAUGCAGCUGGGACGAUAAGGGAAAAUUAUGCAAACAUUCUUGUGUUGUUGUUGCGGCUUAGGCAGGCUUGUGAUCACCCUCUUCUUUUGAACGGACAGGAAUCAGAUCUGAUUGACGGCAAUUCUAUAGAAAGGGCAAAGCAACUUCCUAAGGAAACAGUGACAAAUUUGCUUGAAAAGUUGGAAAGAGGUCCGGCAAUUUGUUCCAUAUGCAAUGAUCCACCUGAGGAUGCUGUUGUCACGACAUGUGGUCAUGUUUUCUGCUAUCAGUGUGUACAUGAGAGCUUAACAAGUGAUGGACAUGUCUGCCCCUAUGCACUUUGUGGAAAGAAACUAAGUUUUCGAUCUGUUUUUACACCAGCUGUAUUAAAACUCUGUACUUCGCCAAAGUUGGAGUUUGAUGAAAAACCUAGUUGUUCCACAGCAGCGGACAAGUCAUCCUCAAUCUGUGAAAGCAGUUACAUCUCCUCGAAGAUCCGGGCAGCAGUGGAAAUACUUAACUCAAUCAUGAAGACACCUGCCCUUACAGCGGGGGAUACUACUGAAUCAAUUCCCAGCAUGGCACUCCCUGUUAAGGCAAUAGUCUUCUCCCAGUGGACUGGCAUGUUGGAUUUGCUGCAGCUUUCACUGAACAGCAAUGAUAUACAAUUUAGGAGGCUAGAUGGAUCCAUGUGUCUCAACUUGAGAGAACAAGAAGUGAACGAGUUUAAAACUGAUCCCAAGGUAAGAGUAAUGCUUAUGUCACUGAAGGCUGGCAAUCUUGGUUUAAACAUGGUAGCUGCUUGCCAUGUGAUUAUGCUUGAUCCUUGGUGGAAUCCUUACGUUGAGGACCAGGCAGUUGACAGAGCACACAGGAUUGGUCAGACCCGUCCUGUUACUGUUUCACGGUUCACAGUUAAAGACACGGUGGAAGACCGCAUUUUAGCUCUGCAGGAGAAAAAGAGAAAGAUUGUGGAAUCCGCAUUUGGCGAGGAUGGUUCCAGAGGCACUGCUACUAAAUUGACGGUAGAAGAUCUCAGAUACCUCUUCAUGGUGUGA